Menidia menidia (Atlantic silverside) is the source of this 3663-nucleotide messenger RNA. NCBI's taxonomy places the organism in Eukaryota, Metazoa, Chordata, Actinopteri, Atheriniformes, Atherinopsidae. The record is from the annotation of a GenBank genome assembly.
AUGGAGGGUCACGACGAGAGGGAGAGGGCGGACAAAGGCUUCGCCCUGACUUACGUGGGCUGGAGCUCGCUGGACAGCCGCACCACGCUGCCCAUGCUGCCGUGGCUGGUGGCGGAGAUCCGCAGGAGGGGCGAGAGGGGCGACUGCGGUCCCGUGAUGCAGCCCCGGGAGGUCCAGCUGGUGCUCUGCCCCCCCUUCGUCCGCUGCGUGCCCUGCGCCAGCGGCAGCGCGUCCGUCUUCAUUUUCGAGCACAAGGCGCAGCUCGUCUCGCGCUUCAUCCACAACAGCAAUGACCUCUCCUACUUCGCCUACCUCCUCCGGGGCCAGCCGGACAACCCGGAGUCCGAGAUGUCCUGUCACGUCUUCAAGGCCUCCGACCCCAACCAGGUCCCAGAGGUAAUCAGUAGUAUUCGCCAAGUGUCCAAAUCGGCCCUAAAGGGGGAUGCCAAGCCUAAACAGGAAGCUGAUGAGGCCUUCUACAACUCGCAGAAGUUUGAAGUGCUUUACUGUGGAAAGGUGACAGUGGGCCACAAGAAGGCUUCGUCCACCCUCAUCGAUGACUGCGUCGACAAGUUUCGCCAGCACGAGAUUGAACGGAAGCGGCUCAGACUGUUGAACGGUCAGCGAGGGUCAACAGAGAGCGCCUCCGUGGAGUUCCUCAUGGGCGGGGAGGGAGACCCGCUGUCCUCCGCUCUCAACAAGGCUUCCGAAGACCCCGGAGCUUUGGAGGGUCCUGGAGGGGAUGACACCAACGCAGGUAAUGUCAUCUCCAGCAGCGCCAGCCAGAGCAGCCUCCGGGGGGCCUUCCCGGAGUGCAUCCUGGAGGACUCCGGGUUCGAGGAGCCGCAGGAGUUCCGCACGCGCUGCAGCAGCCUGGCAGGAAGCCUGCAAAGGAAACAAGGGGAAGUGGGCAUCAUGGGUCCCCCGCGCCGCAGACACUCCAGCGCACCAAACAAUGUCCAGCCGUCCGACUCGGACAAGAACCGCACUAUGCUCUUCCAGGUCGGGCGUUUCGAGGUAAACCUCAUAAGUCCUGACAGUAAAACAGUGGUGCUGGAGAAAAACUUCAAAGAUAUCUCCUCAUGCUGUCAGGGCACGAAGCAAACCGACCAUUUUGGAUUCAUCUGUCGGGACCAAUCGGAUCCCGGUCCCAGUCAGUAUGUGUGCUAUGUUUUUCAGUGCGCCAGCGAGUCCUUGGUGGACGAGGUGAUGCUCACCCUGAAGCAGGCCUUCUCCACGGCUGCAGCCUUGCAGAGCAACAAGACCCCCAUCCAGCUCUGUGAAGCCUGCCCCAUGCAUGACCUGCACAAGCUCUGCGAGAGGAUUGAGGGUCUUUACCCACCGAGAGCAAAGCUAACCAUCCAAAAGUAUCUCUCCCAGCUGACUGACAAUGAGCAGGCGGACAUUUUUGAACGAGUUCAAAAGCUAAAGCCAGGAUCAGACCAAGAAGAGAACGAACUGGUGAUUUUCCACCUGAGACAUCUGUGUGAAACCAAACAAAAAUCCCACCUCCACAUGGGAGAGGGUCCUCAGAAUGCAUCAAAUAGCUCGUCGACAGGGGAUGCAGCGGCCACCGGCAGUCGCUUUAAACUCGAUGUUCUUAAGAAUAAGGCUCGCACAUCCCUUACCAGCUCCCUGGAGAACAUCCUUUCAAGGGGGGCCAGCCGAAUGCGAGGCCGCUUGGGUAGCAUGGGAAGCAUGAGCAGUUUUGAAAGACAGGAUGAGGAGUCUCCUGGUCACUCGCCCCCAGGAUCCCCUCCUGGCUUCCCGGGGGAGGACCUGGAGUCUGGCAUGCAGUUCCGUCGGCGCGCUCACACCUUCAGCCAUCCACCUGUGAGGAAGCGCAUCUCUUUCGAGAGCCAGCCGACCAGCCAAAGCAAGCACGCGCCCCUGCGCAGGCAGCAGUCCGUCAACCCGGAGCUGCUGCAGAACAGUCCCGUGGCCGUUUCGAGAACGCGCAGUGUUUCGGAGAGCGAUUCCUCCUUCAGCCUCUCCUCCUCCUUCACUGCCCCCACUUUCCUGAAAAGCUUUUACCAGGGCUCCCUGGGCUCCCUGAGCUCCCUGGCAGACAGUGGGAGCUUCAAGAGCAAUGGGGAAGGCAGGAAGAGGACCCUAUCUGGUUGCAGCAGUGACUCGCUGAGUGGAGUUGUCCCUCAGACCCCACGCAGGGUCUCCUGGAGACAGAAGAUCUUCCUGAGGGUGGCCUCACCCAUGAACAAGGCCUCUGCGUCCAUGCAGGAGACAGAUCAUUCUGACGCCAGUGAGCUACUGCCUCUAUCCCCUCAUGCCAUGGACCCGAACCUGGACCCUUUAAGGCGUCUUCUGCCUCUCGCACGUGACCAGCUGUCGGACCAGAGGCCUAAGAGGACGGGAGCUGACUACCGGGCCCUCUGGAAAACCGCCAUACAUCAGCAGAUCCUGCUGCUGCGCAUGGAGAAAGAAAACCAGAGACUGGAGGCGAGUCGAGAUCAGCUGCACAUCCGCAAGAUGAAGCUCAACUACCAGGAAGUGAGCCAGAGCUCCAAGGAAGCACAGGCGCUGUGGGAGAGAAAACUGACGGCCCCGGGCAGAACCACAAAUCCACAAGACAGAGAGGCUAUAUACCGCGCGCUCUGCCAAGGUGUUCCAAAAAGCCGGCGUGGGGAGGUGUGGUUGUUCCUCUGCCAUCAGCACAGACUGCAGCACAGACUGCCCCAGCGUCAGCACGCCCCAGACACCCCCUACCAAGACCUGCUCAAGCAGCUCACCGCUCAGCAGCACGCCAUUCUGGUGGAUUUAGGCCGGACCUUCCCCACCCACGAGUACUUCUCAGCCCAGCUUGGUGCUGGGCAGCUUUCCCUCUAUAACCUCCUGAAGGCCUACUCUCUGCUGGAUACAGAGGUGGGCUACUGCCAGGGCAUCAGCUUUGUGGCUGGAGUGCUGCUGCUCCACAUGAGCGAAGACCAGGCUUUCGACAUGUUGAAGUUCCUGAUGUACGACCUCGGCAUCAGGCGGCAGUACAAACCCGACAUGGUCUCCCUGCAGAUUCAGAUGUACCAGCUCUCCAGGCUGUUGCACGACUACCACCGUGACUUGUACAAUCACUUUGAGGAGCACGAGAUUUGCCCCAGCCUCUACGCGGCGCCGUGGUUCCUCACCCUCUUCGCCUCGCAGUUCCCCCUCGGCUUUGUGUCCCGCAUCUUUGCAGCAAAACUAGCGCAGAGGCUCGUCAUUUGGAGGAGAAUUCCCACAGUGUUUAACUAUGUCGAUCUCCAGGUGGUGGAGAUGGACAUCUCAAAGCAGCUGCACGCGUACGAAGUGGAGUACCACGUCCUGCAGGACGAGAUGCUGGAGACCGGACCGCCGCCCGACGACUCUGACCGGCUGGACAAGUUAGAAAAGACAAACACUCAGCUGAAGAAACAGAAUAUGGACCUGCUGGAAAAACUUCAGGCUGCGCGGCAGAAGAUUCAGACUCUGGAGACCAGCGUGGAGAACUUCCUCUCUCGGGAGAGCAAAAUGAAGCACAUGAUUCGCUCCCUGGAGCAGGAGAGGGCAGCUCACCAGAAGACCAUCGAACGCAUGCGCUCGUGCUUCCCCCCCGACGCCCUGACAGAUGUGGAGAUGACCCAGAUCAAGACGGGGCCCAACGGGAAAGCCAAAACUGCAGCCAAGAAGCCCUGA